This is a messenger RNA of Gossypium raimondii (Peruvian cotton), 1696 nucleotides long. Its product is annotated as NAD(P)H-quinone oxidoreductase chain 4, chloroplastic-like. NCBI's taxonomy places the organism in Eukaryota, Viridiplantae, Streptophyta, Magnoliopsida, Malvales, Malvaceae. The record is from RefSeq and is a predicted model, not a curated record. Gene Ontology annotation, biological process: electron transport coupled proton transport; ATP synthesis coupled electron transport; aerobic respiration. Gene Ontology annotation, molecular function: NADH dehydrogenase (ubiquinone) activity; ubiquinone binding.
ACCCUAGUUGAAUACAUUUUGAAUCCAUUUGAUUUUUUUUACUGAAAAAACCCGUGCUCAAAAAAAACCUUUUUGAGCACGGGUUUUUCUGGUCCAAGUGUAUCUUGUCUUUACCACGAAUUAUUUUCCUUGGUUAACAAUAAUUGUAUUUUUACCAAUAUCUGCAGGUUCUUUACUUUUCUUUCUUCCUCAUAAAGGAAAUAAGCUAAUGAAGUGGUAUACAAUAUGUAUAUGCAUUUUCGAACUCCUUCUAACAACCUAUGCAUUUUGUUAUCAUUUCCGAUUGGACGAUCCAUUAAUCCAGCUGGCGGAAGAUUAUAAAUGGAUCAAUUUUUUUGAUUUUUACUGGAGAUUGGGAAUAGAUGGACUUUCUAUAGGGCCCAUUUUACUGACAGGAUUUAUCACCACUUUAGCGACUUUGGCGGCUUGGCCAGUUACUCGAGAUUCGCGAUUAUUUCAUUUCCUGAUGCUAGCAAUGUACAGUGGUCAAAUAGGAUCAUUUUCUUCUCGAGACCUUUUACUUUUUUUCAUCAUGUGGGAGUUCGAAUUAAUUCCCGUUUAUCUACUUCUAUCCAUGUGGGGGGGAAAGAAACGUCUGUACUCGGCUACAAAAUUUAUUUUGUACACUGCAGGGGGUUCCGUUUUUCUAUUAAUAGGAGUUUUGGGUCUCGGUUUAUACGGUUCUAAUGAACCAACAUUAAAUUUUGAAACAUUAGCUAAUCAAUCAUCCUGUCGCACUGGAAAUAAUAUUCUAUAUUGGAUUUCUUAUUGCUUUGCUGUCAAAUCGCCGAUUAUACCCUUACAUACGUGGUUACCGGAUACCCACGGGGAGGCCCAUUACAGUACUUGUAUGCUUCUAGCCGGAAUUUUAUUAAAAAUGGGAGCAUAUGGAUUAGUUCGGAUCAAUAUGGAAUUAUUACCCCAUGCGCAUUCCAUAUUUUCUCCCUGGUUGAUAAUAGUGGGUACAAUGCAAAUAAUUUAUGCAGCUUCAACAUCUCUUGGUCAACGGAAUUUAAAAAAAAGAAUAGCCUAUUCUUCCGUAUCUCAUAUGGGUUUCAUAAUUAUAGGAAUUGGUUCGAUAACUGAUACGGGACUCAACGGAGCUAUUUUACAAAUAAUAUCUCAUGGCUUUAUCGGUGCUGCACUUUUUUUCUUGGCAGGAACGAGUUAUGAUAGAAUGCGUCUUGUUUAUCUCGACGAAAUGGGCGGAAUGGCCGUUUCGAUUCCCAAAAUAUUUACGAUGUUCAGUAUCUUAUCCAUGGCUUCUCUUGCAUUACCGGGCAUGAGUGGUUUUGUUGCAGAAUUGAUAGUCUUUUUUGGAAUAAUUACCAGCCAAAAAUAUUUUUUAAUGCCAAAAAUACUAAUUACUUUCGUAAUGGCAAUUGGAAUGAUAUUAACUCCUAUUUAUUCAUUAUCUAUGUCACGUCAAAUGUUCUAUGGAUACAAGCUAUUUAAUGCUCCAAGUUCUUAUUUUUUUGAUUCUGGACCACGAGAGUUAUUUGUUUCGAUCUCUAUCUUUCUACCAGUACUAGGUAUUGGUAUUUAUCCGGAUUUCGUCCUCUCAUUAUCAGGUGAGAAGGUCGAAACUAUUCUAUAUAAUUAUUUUUAUAGAUAGUUUUCAUGAAUAAAAAAAAUAAAAAAGGAAUCCUAUGGUUUUUAAAAUUGGUCGUUGUACAAUGAAAAAGAAAAAAAAGAA